Humulus lupulus (European hop) is the source of this 4486-nucleotide messenger RNA. Its product is annotated as putative disease resistance protein RGA1. The transcript has 2 exons. Gene Ontology annotation, biological process: defense response to other organism. Gene Ontology annotation, molecular function: ADP binding. Lineage: Eukaryota; Viridiplantae; Streptophyta; Magnoliopsida; Rosales; Cannabaceae. The coding region runs from base 267 to 4241 and encodes 1324 amino acids. The record is from RefSeq and is a predicted model, not a curated record.
ACUACAGUACGGACAUCAUCCACUUCGUAGAUAAUAAUUGUAUGGAGCAAAUUCAUUAGAUCAUCACUACUUUGCUAAUGUGCGUGAGUGUUCAUGUUUGUGUAAAGUUGGUGAUUCGAAAGCUAAAACGAAUCUCCCGUUAUCGUUACCCACAACCUACUUUUUCGUUCAAAGGUUCUCUACUUUUGAUUAUAUACCUCAAGCACGUGAAGAAAUUGAGGGAAAAUAGAAGAAGAAAGGUUUUGGGGGAGUAAAAAUUACCUUUCAUGGCUGAUCGAAACCUGGUGCCCGUUGCACAUAGGAUCCUUCAGUUGUUGCGAUCUUCAGAUUUGAAGGAGAUUGGUGUUGUCGGUGAGUUGUCGAAUCUUAAAGAGAAUAUUUUGGCUGUGAAUCCUUUACUUUGUGAGUUCCAGCAGGAUGAUAGAGAAGAAUUCAAACGUUUACUUGGAAAGCUUGAAGGUGCAUUUCAUCGUACUGAAAAUUUGUUGGAAGAAAUGUUGACAGUGGUUCGGAGUAGACGUGUCAUGUCUGCAGCCGAAAAGGUACUCACUUUCUUCUCAUUCUCAAGCCCACUUUAUGUUAGCUACAAACUUUGUUACAAAAUCGAUGAAGUAAAGAAAACAGUAGAUCAGAUGCUCUUAAAAAUAAAAGAACAAAAAGAUGGAACUUUUACUGUGGCUUCUAAAGAAGAAGAAGAGGUUAUAGGGAGGGACAAUGACAAAACAGAGAUCAUGAAACUUAUACUGCACCAACCAGCAAAAAUAGAUACUGAAGAAGAGAAUGUUAGGGUGAUUCUUGUUGUUGGCGCUAAAGGAAUGGGAAAAACAACCCUUGCUCGAAAUGUCUACAAUGAUGACAAGAUUCAACAAACUUUCGAUCUGCGUCUAUGGGCUUUCACAGGUGAUGAUUGUAACACGACAAAGAUUGUCAUGGGGCUUCUUAAUAGUGCAGGUGUAGGUGAACCAGCUAAUUGUUAUCCUGAGAUGGAUCGGUUGCAGAAGGAACUAAGAAAAGCAAUAGACGGAAAGAGAUGCUUCAUUGUAAUGGAUGAUAUGGUAGAUGAUAGUCAUCCUUUUUGGCACAGCUUAAAGGACUUGUUAAUGGGUUGUGCGAAGGGUACCUGUGUGUUACUCACUACCUGCAGUGAAAAGGUUGCUAACAUAACACGUACGGGUUCUCUUCAAUCCUAUCAUUUGGAUCGUUUGACUGAAGAAGACUCUUGGGUUCUUCUCAAAAGAAGAGCUCUUAUAAGCGAAAGCCACCCGAACGCCCCAGAGUUCGAGCAAAUAGGGAGAGAUAUUGCAGCAAAAUGUGACGGAGUUCCUUUAUUUAUAUGUGUCAUCUCAAGUAUUCUGCGUCUUAAAGUUGACCUUUAUCACUGGCAGGCAUUUAAUGAUGUAGAAAAAAUCAAUGCAGAACUGAAGAAGUUAGUCUUCCUGUCGGUAGAGAAUGGCGAAGAGACCGGAGUUGCAAAUGGACCGUGCAAACAAACUCACUCUUUUGUACCUCAAGAAAUGUUUAUUGGGAGAGAUGAUGACAAAAAAGAAAUCAUGGUGAAGUUGUUGGAUGGCUACCCUUACUUGGUGGUCAUUCCCAUUGUGGGCAUGGAAGGAUUGGGAAAAACAACACUUGCUAAACACAUUUUCGAUGACGACAAGGUGCAAUGUCAUUUUGAUCUUAAAAUCUGGGUGCUUGUCAGUGAUAUCUUAGAUAAGAAAGUAAUUGUUGAAAAGAUCAUUCUUUCUAUUACAGGUAAUGAUCCAAAAGACCUUGACCUUGUGAUUGAUCAAUUGGUAAUUCUUCUUCAUCUACAAAUACAACAAAAGCGGUAUCUCCUCGUUCUUGAUGAUUAUUUGAUAGAGAAUGAAAGCGAAUGGCAGGAUCUAAGAGACUUGUUAUCAGUUGGUGCAAAUGGAAGCAGAAUUAUUAUAACUACCCGUAGUAAAGAGGCUGCAAACAAUACAGGAGGGAAUCAAAAAUAUGCUUUAAAGAAGCUAGAUGAAGAUAAUUCUUGGUUACUAUUUCAGAAAGUUGCCUUUGUGCGUGAAGAACAUUCAACCGACCCUCAUAUUAUGAAAAUUGGAAAAGAGAUAGUGAAAAUAUGUUGGGGAAUCCCUCUCAUCAUACGGACAAUUGGAAGCAUAUUGUUUUCAAAAAAUCCAGAAACUGAGUGGCAGUCAUUCCAUGAGAAGGAGCUUUCAAAGAAAUUAGAUGAGGGUGUUUCUGAUGUAUCAGCAGCUCUUCAGUUGAGUUAUGGUCAUUUGCCCUAUACUUUGCAAGAUUGUUUGUCUUACUGUGCUCUUUUUCCUAAAGAUUAUGAAAUUGAUGUAGAAUCACUCAUAACUUUGUGGAUGUCGCAGGGCUUUAUACAGCCUGAAGAAAAACAACAUCCAGAAGACAUUGGUUAUGAUUAUUUUAUAGAUUUACUUCGAAGAUCUUUUUUUCAAGAAACUAAGAAAGAUGAGCUGGACAAGAUAACAAAAUGCAAAAUGUUAAAUGCAAUGCAUGAUUUUGUGAGAAAAGCACAUCCGAAUGCUUGUGCUACUAUACGUUGUGCUACUAUACGUUUAAAGGAUGACGAAUUUGGUGACUCACUUCGCCAUCUAUCAUUCGAUUUUCAUUUAUAUUCUUCUUGGCAGAUUCCAAUUCCAGAAAAUAGAUCAAAAAUGGUUCGGAGUUUUAUUUUGCCUAAUCAACAUCGAUGGACUGUUGAAGGGAGAUCAAGGGAGUCAGUUUGUGACAAAAUUCUGAAACUCGAGAUGUUACGGGCGCUGGAUUUGCAUAACAUUGGCAUUGAGGUAUUGCCAAAUUCUAUCGGUGAGUUGAAGUUUCUAAGGUAUCUUGAUCUUUCUCAAAAUGUGAAUAUCAGGGCAUUACCAAAUUCUAUUAGUAGACUGCAAAAUUUGCAAACUCUGAAACUCAACCAUUGCAGUAAUCUCCAAAAAUUGUCCAGAGGCAUUACCAAGUUAGCCAACUUGAGAAAGCUCGAAUGCGAGUCAUGCUAUUGUUUGACUCAGAUGCCACGAGGACUACGUCGACUAUCUGAGCUUCGAACAUUAUCAGAAUUUGUGUUGAAUAAGGGCACUACCUCUGUCUCAAAACAAAGUGGCAAGCUCGAUGAACUAAGUGGUCUAGAUUACUUGAGAGGCAAGCUCACAAUUAGAAAUUUGAGUUUUCGGGAAGAAGAUAAGACAGCAGAAGCAAAGUUGGACAAAAAGGAACAUCUUACAUCCUUAAUAUUGAUCUGGAAUGUUGUCGAUCCUAUUAAUCAAGCUUAUUGUGAAGAGACACUAGAAGAUCUUAAGCCACAUCCAAGUCUUAGAGAAUUGUCUCUAUCUGCUUAUGGUGGCAUCAAGUUUUCGAGUUGGCUUCCAUUGUGUAAGAGCCUUGUCAAAUUAUCUUUAUCGAGAUGCAAUAGUUGUCAGUGCCUACCGCCAGUGAGCCACUUGCCUAAUCUUGAAGUAUUGGUAGUAGAUGAGUUGAUGAAGCUGGAGUACAUUUUGGAGGAAACAUUGAUGACUAACGAAUCAACAACAUCAUUUUCGUCCUUGAAAGAGCUUCGGCUUACUAAUUUGCCAGAACUUAAGAGUUGGCGGAAAGAGGCUGAAGAAGAAGAAACUACAUUUACUUGUCUUUCUAAAUUAGUUGUUGAGGAUUGCCCCAAACUGACUUCCAUGCCUCUGUUUCCGUGUCUAGAAGAGCUACUAGUUCUGAAAAACACUAGUUGGGAGCCAUUCAAACGGACUUUGGCAGCAAAAGAAGAGAAAGUAAUUCCAAGGACAUCUGAAUUUGAAGCACCAUCUUCACCAUCAACAUCUUUCAUAGACCCCCCUCUCUCCAAACUGAAGACACUUCAAAUCAUUCAUAUGUCCAAAUGUGAAAGGAAUAUGUGGGAGUUCCUUCGUAGCCUCCGUUCUUUGACUUUUGAUCAUAUCGAUGACAUUAAAGCUCUCCUUAAAGGACUUAAACAAGUGACUACCCUUCAACAACUCUGUAUUUGGCACUGCCACGGAUUGAUGAAAAUUCCCAAGUGGAUAAGCAACGGCACAUCACUUAAGAAAAUUUCAAUAAAGGUCUGCCCCAAUUUGACAAUAGGACCUGAUAAACUGAGCCUAAUUGCAUCCUCAAAAGUGGAGAUUGAGCACUGCCCUCAAGUUUCUCACAUUGAAAGCAUAUUAAAAAUCUGUACAAGUCCACAAGAUAGUUUAAAAUCCUCUGUUGGUUGUUACAGGACCGACUAAAAAAAGAUCAAGAAAUAGGAUUGUGCGGAAUAUGGCGGCCACGAUGGUAAGCACAGAGCUUCUUUUGCUUUCUGAUAAUUUUACAAAAUCUGUAAACUCCUCCAUUUUAUCUCUUGUUAUAGAUUUCAUAGUUUUUAGCUCUCUCCGUAUGAUUGUUAUAAUUAUUUUAUAAAAGCGAUAGCUUUCCAUACUGUUUUUUUAUUCAUUAAUUCUCAAUGACAAAGAAAGAAAUAAAGUUGUGUUAA